This is a messenger RNA of Acaromyces ingoldii, 1864 nucleotides long. Its product is annotated as DNase I-like protein. Gene Ontology annotation, biological process: phosphatidylinositol dephosphorylation. The transcript has a single exon. The record is from RefSeq and is a predicted model, not a curated record. NCBI's taxonomy places the organism in Eukaryota, Fungi, Basidiomycota, Exobasidiomycetes, Exobasidiales, Cryptobasidiaceae. Gene Ontology annotation, molecular function: phosphatidylinositol-4,5-bisphosphate 5-phosphatase activity. The coding region runs from base 70 to 1782 and encodes 570 amino acids.
CGCCUUUUUCGCGUUCCUUCCUUCCUUCCCGUCUGUCUCGCCAUUAACAGAUAACUUCCUGCUUCAGCCAUGGCGACAACGACGUCCCUCUCUUCAUCGAGCGGGAACAUCUCUGUCCCAUCCGCCCCACCGUUGCGUGUGCAGGUGGCAUCGUUCAAUUGCAACCUUCAAGGCAGCUCUGCCGUGGCGCCGGACCUGUCGCACUGGCUCGUCCCCACACUUUCGGAAAAGGAUGCUCGCUUUGUCGCAGUCGACGAGAAGCAAGGCCGACCCGCUCCAGACAUCUAUGCCGUUGGCUUCCAGGAGCUCGUCGACCUUCCCGACGGCUUCUCUGGCAAUGCCGCGAUGCAGUCGGCCAUCAAGCGGACCGACCUAGCGAUCCGCCGCGCGAUCCGGCCCCAGGCGGCCACGACGAGACCCGAUGGAAUGUACCCGCCAGGGGGUGGGCCCGAGGACUACACGCUACUGGCAGAGGUGCACCUCGUUGGCAUCGUCCUCUUUGUCUACGCCCGUGAGCGGGCGCCCGUGGCGGGCCUCUCGGGCCCAAAGAGCGCCGUCGAGCGUGUCAAAGAAGUCCGCGCAAGCUCGGCUGGCACGGGCCUGCUGGGCCUGAUGGGCAACAAGGGUGCCGCCGGUGUCCGCGUCGUACUCGAGGGUGCCUUUCCUGGCAUGCCAGAUGAGACACUGACGUUUGUAUGCGCCCAUCUCGCCGCGCACGAUCACAACGUCCCAAGAAGAAACAACGACUGGAAGAACAUCGUCCGCCGCCUAGUCUUCGAUCAGGCCUCUGUGCGGAAGUUACCUGCCUUGCCCAUCACACCCAGCCAAGGAGGAAAGAAGAGCACCGAUAAGGAAGAGGACGAAGAGAUGCAAGGCCUUACGGAAAAGUACGAGACGGAGAAGUCCGCCCGGUUCCAGUCCCGCAAGCCCGUCGCUCUGGACGCUGAGGCGCACAGCAUUUAUGACACAUCGCACCUCUUUGUCUUUGGCGAUCUCAACUACCGCAUCGGUUUCAACACGAAGCCGUCUGCGCACCUGGCCCGAAAGGGACAGGAGGACGUGGUGCUGAAGCGGAGCGACGUGAAGCGAAAGAUCAACCAGGCCGACUGGAAGACGCUCGCGACAUACGACCAGCUCGCGGCACAGCAUCGACCCUCGGAGGGCGGGCCCAAGGCCUUCCACGGCCUCGUCGAGCCGGACAUCAGGACGUGGGGCCACGGCCCAACGUACAAGUUCAAGGUGGACAAGGCUGCGCGCAAGCAGCUGCAGAAGCAGCAGCAGACCGAAGGAGGGGACAACAAAGAGCAGCCUGGAGUCGCCCCGGUCAUGGGCCACAAUGCAGGCGAGCUGAGCGGAAAGCGGGUGCCAGGAUGGACAGAUCGGAUCCUGUGGGCCUCGGCCGGUUCAGCGUCAGACGACCUCCAGGGCGUCACGCCGGAGCUGUACAGGAGCAUCAUGCGGUACACCCACUCGGACCACAAGCCCGUCACGGCCAUCCUCCGGCUCAGCCCACCUGCGUCGUCUAGCGCGCACCUGGAUCCUUCGACGAGGCCAUUUGGCAUCGACGGCGCCUACCGCACAAAGGCCCUGCUCGGCCUCAUCCUCGAUCGCAUCCUCGGCUAUAUCUGGUCCGCCCUCGUCACUGCCGGUGCCGGCAACGUCAUCGUAGGCAUCCUCGAGCUCGUCGGCGUCGCCAUUCUCUCUGUCUGGUACCUGCGCGUCGGCGGCUCUCAGCAGUCUGACCUGGCGUACUGGCUCGGCAAUGUUCUGGGCAGACCAUGAGCCCCCUUUUCACCUUCCUUCAUCCUGUCUUUGACUUCUUGGAAGCAUCAUUCUUGAAAGCAAUCCUAUCGAACUAAAUGAG